Messenger RNA from Austrofundulus limnaeus, 2001 nucleotides. Its product is annotated as protein NLRC3. Lineage: Eukaryota; Metazoa; Chordata; Actinopteri; Cyprinodontiformes; Rivulidae. The record is from RefSeq and is a predicted model, not a curated record.
CUUCCUCUAAAACCACUCAGAGGAACAGACCUGAACCUGGACAUGGACCUGAACCUGAACCCAGCUGUGUGUCCUUUAAGAGUGACCAGUCAAAAAAUUAUUUUAUUGAAUUUAAACCCAACCAACCUUUAACAUCAACAAGGAACCAGAAGAACCUCAAACCUGGACCCAGCUGUGUGUCCUUCAAGAGCGACUGGUCAAAGGGUCUUGAUUUUGAAUUUAAAUCCUGGGAGCCUCCAUCAGCAGAGAGAGUGGACCAGCAUAGCUCAGAGGUCACCAGUCCUCAGUCUGCCCAGCAGCAUCAGACCCAGCUGGACUCCAUAUUUAUGCUGCUGGAGGACAACAUGGUCACUUUUGUGAAGAACGAGCUGAAGAAUAUCCAGAAAGUUCUGAGUCCAGAUUACCCAGAAUGCUUAGAGAGUCAGAGGGAGGAUGAGGAGGUGUUGGAAGGUGAGGAAGAAGAGCAGAGGAGGAGCAAAGAGGCACUGAUGAAGAUCACAGUUUACUUCCUGAGGAGGAUGAAGCAGGAGGAGCUGGYUGACCUUCUGCAGAGCAACUCUGGACUGGGCUGAAGACAGAACCAACCAGGACAUCCACUUCCUGUUUCCAUUCACCUUCAGACAGCUGAACGUGCUGAAAGAGACAAAGUUCAGCUUGGUGGAACUUCUUCAUCACUUCUUCUCUGAAACCAAAGAAAUGUGCAGCUUUGAAGACUUCCAGCUGCUCUUCAUCUUUGAUGGUCUMGAUGAGAGUCGACUUCCUCUGGCCUUCCACAGGAACCAGGUCCUGACUGAUGUCACAGAGUCCACCUCAGUGGAUGUUCUGCUGACAAACCUCAUCAGGGGGGACCUGCUUCCCUCUGCUCGCCUCUGGAUAACCACUCGUCCUGCAGCAGCCAAUCAGAUCCCUGCUGACUGUGUCCACAUGGUGACAGAGGUCAGAGGCUUCACUGACCCACAGAAGGWGGAGUACUUCAGGAAGAAGUUCAGCGAUGAGGAGAAGGCCAGCAGGAUCAUCUCCCACAUCGAGACCUCACGAAGCCUACACAUCAUGUGCCACAUCCCAGUCUUCUGCUGGAUCACUGCUACAGUUCUGGACCAUGUGUUGAAGAGCAGAGAGGGAGGAGAGCUGCCCAACACCCUGACUGAGAUGUACAUCAACUUCCUGCUGGUUCACACCAAAUACAAGAAGGUCAAGUAUGAUGGAGGAGCUGAGACUGAUCCAGACUGGAGUCCAGAGACCAGGGAGAUGAUCGAGUCUCUGGGAAAACUGGCUUUUGAUCAGCUGCAGAAAGGAAACUUGAUCUUCUAUAAAUCAGACCUGACAGAGUGUGGCAUCGAUAUGACAGCAGCCUCAGUGUACUCAGGAGUGUUCACCCAGAUCUUUAAAGAGGAGAGUGGACUGAACCAGAACCAGGUGUUCUGCUUCGUCCAUCUGAGUGUUCAGGAGUUUCUGGCUGCUCUUCAUGUUCACCUGACCUUCAUCAAACAUGGACUCAACCUGAUGGGAGAUGAUCAAAUCAAAUACAAGAUGUUGAAACUUUUUAAGAAGAUAACACUAAAGCAUGUUCAUCAGAGUGCUAUAGACAAGGCCUUAAAGAGUCCAAAUGGACACCUGGACUUGUUCCUCCGGUUCCUCCUGGGUCUUUCUCUGCAAACCAAUCAGACUCUCCUACAAGACCUGCUGACACAGACAGGAAGUAGCUCACAGACCAAUCAGGAAACAGUCAGGUACAUCAAGAUGAAGAUCAGUGAGAAUCAGUCUGCAGAGAAAAGCAUCAAUCUGUUCCACUGUCUGAAUGAACUGAAUGAUGCUUCUCUAGUGGAGGACAUCCAACAGUCUCUGAGGUCAGGACGUCUCUCCACAGAUAAACUGUCUCCUUCUCAUUGGUCAGCUCUGGCCUUCAUCCUAAUGUCAUCAGAAAAAGUUCUGGAUCAUUUUGACCCAAAGGAAUAUUCUACUGAUGAWAAGGCUAUUGAGAGGCUGCUGCCAGUGGUCAAA